This is a messenger RNA of Epinephelus moara (kelp grouper), 6933 nucleotides long. RefSeq names its product zinc finger protein 106a (gene znf106a). Bases 134 to 5422 code for a protein of 1762 amino acids. NCBI's taxonomy places the organism in Eukaryota, Metazoa, Chordata, Actinopteri, Perciformes, Serranidae. Gene Ontology annotation, molecular function: SH3 domain binding; zinc ion binding; RNA binding. Gene Ontology annotation, cellular component: cytosol; membrane. The transcript has 22 exons. The record is from RefSeq and is a predicted model, not a curated record.
AGGUUGGGGUGAGGAGGAGGAGGAUGAGGAGGAGGAUGUUGUUGUUAGCCUCAGCGAUGGAGGAGAACAUGCAGUAGCUGCACACACAGUUGGAUGUUAUAAAGUAAUGGGCUGAUUUCCACUUGUGUUCAAGAUGGCGAAAGACAGAAAGUGCAUCCUCUGUGAAACAGUCCACACCUCCAAACAGGAGAUGGAUGAGCACAUGAGGAGUAUGCUGCACCACCGCGAGCUGGAGAAGCUCAAAGGCCGGGACUGCGGACACGAGUGCAGAGUGUGCAAGGUGACUGUGGUGAGCCUGACUGAUUAUGCCAGCCACAUUUCCAGUCCCACGCACAAGCAGAAUGUGGAGGCUGUGGAGCAGAAGAAUGCUGGGAACGACCGGGACGAGGACUACUUCGACCAGGCUUUGGUGGACCUGAUCGAGAAGAGAAAAGAACAGAUCAGAAAAGAGAAGGAGGCCGCUGCUGCAAAGCUGGCAAGAGAAGAAGAGGAUCGUCGGAGAAAGGAGGAGUUUCAGCAGAGGUUAAAGGACGCUAAGGAGCGUUACCGGCUGGAAUGUGCCUGGAAGCAGCAGUCGCAGGGGUUCGGUGGAUUCAAUCACCACAGAACUUGGUACAGGAGCAACCAGUAUAAUACCAAUGCAGAGGAGGCACAACCCUGGCAGCACAGUAGACAGGGAAAGAGCGCCACGUGGCACGCUCAGGAGCCUCCCAACCUCCAGAAAUGGGCGUCUGGAGAGAUCGCUGGUGGAAGCUUGCACAGCCAGGAAGGUUUGGGCAACAAGCAGUGGGAUCAGGGUGCGUUUUCUGGUAAUCAGCGAAGUCGACUGCCUUGGCUCAGCAAUGGAGGCAGCAGUAAUGGAGUCUACGGUCGGAACAAUAUCUCCCAGAGCCCACAAAGGGGCCGACCCUUGAGCCUUUUGGGGUCGUAUCCGCCUCCACCUAGUUUUUUUGCCCGGGCUCUGAACCAGUUUCAGAAUCCAAGCAGUGACCAGGGCGGUCAGCAGGGUGAUAGGCGUCAGAAUGGGGAGGGACAAACAGCAGAACCUGAUAACAACAGUAGUAAGUGCUCCAAGCCGUUUGGUAGUAAUCCAAAGCUGGACAAAGCCUGUCGCUGGUCGCCCUAUCCGGUCACAAAGGGGUUUGAAUCUGUUCCCCAUAAAGAUCUCAACCCAAACCCAUCAGAGAAGUACCCCAAAGUCCCCAAAGGUCAAGACAAUGCCUGGGAAACCAGUGCUGUUAACAGACAGUCCAGACCUGAACAGAAACGAGGGCAGCUCACAGCGAGUGGACAAAGUGUUGAAGAGAAAGGGAGACAUAAAACAAACCCCAAAACCAAACCCAGAGAUCAGAGCAGCAGCAGCAGCAGUAGAAGCAGCAGUGCACAGAGAGAUGGCCACCAGAACGCCGCAUCUGCUCCCUCCAAUCAAAAGGCAAAUAAGCCGUCGCUACAUAAAGAUUGGAAGAUGUCCUCACUUCCUGGUCUCAGCAGUGCUCAACUCAGCAAGGCCUCCAGUCAAGCACAAUCAAAAUCAGCUCCAAAGCAGAGUGGACUCAGUUCCCAGCUGUCGGCUGUCGGGCCACUUCAGUCGAGGCAAGAACGGCAGCUCCAGGAAACGUUCAGGAAAGCCCGACAGGCUGUGUUAGAAAAGAGGAGCUCGUUGGAUAGUUUGAGAAACAAAAGUAUGGAGAUGACGCUGCACAUCGUGGAGGAGCAGCAGAGGGAUCAGAGUCAGGUUGGAGUGAACAAAGAAAACAGGCAGAACGCAGCUAAACCAAAUCUGCCUGAUUUAGUCAGACCAGAAAAGCAAUCAUCAGACAGCAGCCAGUUUCUCCAAUCAUUGCAAGUGAGCACCUCUACAAUGGAGAGCUCAGAGCCUGCAGCCUUGAGCCGGGAAGAUGAAGAGGGUCAGAGGAGAGCGGAGAAGGAAACGUGCCCUGUGGCCGCCGAUGAAGCCAUGCAGGCUGUAGAAGCAGGGCAGAGCUCAGAGAGCGACACCUCCAGAAGUGGUGAAGCUCAGACGGUCUCGGGUUCAAACACGUCAAGUCUGUCUAAACUUGAUCUGCCUCCCGUCCUGAAACGUGACCUGACCAAACACAUCAGCUCCAAGAGCAAAACCGGUGGCCACGAGCCCAACCUGAACAUUGCCAGACGGGUGCGAAACCUGAGCGAGUCGCGAAGGAGUGACACAGAAAAGGACUCGGGGCUCAAACCGACUGUGCGUCAGCUCAUCAGCUCAUCUGGGUCUCGCCGCAAUGUGAACUGGGAACAGGUGUACCAGGAGGUCAGGAAGAAGCAAGACAAAGGGAAAGGCAUGCCAAGGUUUGGGAUAGAAAUGGUGCCGAUCGACCAGGAGGACCAGAGCCAGGAGGAGGACGACAUUCCCCUCCUUGAGGGUUUCCAGUGGGAGUCGUUGACGGACAUCUCUGCCUCCCGUAAACGCUCCUUAUCAGAGAGCAGCGUCGCCCCUGCAUCCUCUCACUCCCUGUUUAGAUCCUUCAUGUCAAAGGAGACGCCGCAGAGGGACGCCCUCAGCUCAGAGCAGCAGGGAUCCUCUGUUUCUCCUGACACCAUGUCCACUCAAGGGAACAAAGACAGUCAGCGUCAGCAAGAGGUGGAGCAGAUGCUCGGUCAGCUUGAAACUAAAGCACAGAAGCAGCCAGAGAAGUUAACGUCAGCGACAGUGAAGGCCCUGCAGCGGUCUGAUUCGGUGCUCGGGGACAGCAGUUCGGGGACAGAGAUGUACGACGGCCAGGGGACAGGAAAGAGGCGAAGAGCUGCUGGGGACGUUCCAAGUGCAGAGACGUCUUGUUUGGAACACAAUAACAAAAGGAGGAAAGUCAAAUCCAAAAAGGAGCGGUUACAGAUCGACCAGCUGCUGGCUGUGUCUCUGCGGGAGGAAGAGCUGAGUCGCUCCCUGCAGACUGUGGACAGCAGCCUGAUCCAGGCCCGUGCUGCGCUGGAGGCUGCCUACCUGGAGGUGCAGCGUCUCAUGGUGCUCAAACAGCAGAUGACCGGAGAGAUGAGCACGCUGAGAAACAAGCGCAUUGAGUUACUAAAAGGGAUGCAAGCAGGUAGUAUGGAUGAAGCACCUCCAUUCAAACUGAAAGAAGAAAAGAUGGAUACAAUAGAAGCUGAGUCGUACAUGCCCUCCUCCGUUCUGCUCUCCCCUGUCACUGACCCCGCUGUUCCUGCUUCUCCUGCUGCUGCUCCUCCUGCUGCUGCUGCCGCUGCUGCCCUGAGUCCAGGUCUUCCUGCGGAGCGCGCCUCUCCUCCCUCCCCUCCCUCCUCCAGCCUUCCCUUCAUGCCUAUAGUCAUCAAGCAGGAGCCUCAGUCUCCUGUCCACGUCAGCUCAGAGAUGGAUCCUGUGGACAGUAUAACCCACUGUGCUCACAGCACCACUCCAGAGCUGCCUGCUGCUCCUGCUGCAGCCUCUCCACCAGAUCCUGUACUUAAUUUCCAGCCGUCUCCUGACAGAAAGUCGGAGCCGUACCAAACUAACACAGAACAUAACUGGGAGAACUUUAACGAGCCUGCAGACAGCAAAGAGAGUUUGUCAGGACUGGUCGAGUCGACAGAAAAGGCCAUACAGGCAACAAGGAGCUGCCUCGCCUCUUUGCCCGACUUCAAACCUCCUGUGAAGCUUCUCUCACCCAGCAGGGGGGGCUCUGAGGUGGGCAGUGUUGGUGACUGUGCAGCCUUUGAGCCUCCGUCGCUCCUCAAUGCGCCCACCUCUCCAUCUGAACGUGGGAAGCGCGUGAGGAAGCUGAAGAAGAGGAAGGUGCUGAAGAAGGCCCAAGGGACGGAGCAACCUGAGAGCAGCGACACCGAGAUAGACGGAGAGGCCUUGAGGCCGAGGUGGCUUCGACCUCGCAGGAGACCCAGUGGAAGCUCUCAGGUCAGCACCUCCACUCCGCCCUUAGAGGAAAGAGAGGGUGACGUGAACAUGGAGGGCGGCGAGGAGGCCUCUGAGAGGCUGUUUGCAGACAUCAAACCUGAGACAGAGGAUUCCAAGUCCCCCAAACACAUGGUGGAGCUCCCCCAGGUGGCCCCUGCUGAACCUACAGUGAACUUGGAUUCAGAGGAGAGCAUGGAGGUCACCGCACCCUGUCAGCAGCCCCACACAGACGCCCUGGUUCCAGCUUCCCCUCCGGCCCAGGUCCCUGACUCCUCCAGACCUGAACCACAGAGCCUGGCCUGCAACGAGGUCACCUCCACCAGUGACAUGGACGUGUGUCGAUCCUCAGAGAGUGACAUGCCGUUCCCCAUCACAUUGCCCAAGACAGUGAAGACCUCAUCAGAUGCGUGCUCUGACCACGGUGAGGAUGAUUUACCCACCGAGGGUGUGUUCGAGGGCCAUCAGGAGGCGGUGAACGCCAUGCAGAUCUACAAUGGGCUGCUGUACACGUGUUCAGGAGACCGCACCGUCAGAGCCUUUGACCUGGUGAGCCAUAAAUGUGUCGGUGUGUUUGAGGGUCACAGCUCCAAAGUGAGCUGCCUGCUGGUGUCCACGGCUCCCAGUCUGCAUCAUCGCCUUUAUUCUGGUUCCAGUGACCAGACCAUCUGCUGCUACAGCCUCAAGACACGAGAGCUGGAGCAGCAGUUCUCUCUGUCAGACCGAGUCCUCUGCCUCCACAGUCGGUGGAAGAUUUUAUAUGCUGGUCUGGCAAACGGCACAGUGGUGACCUUUAACCUCAAGACAAACAAGCAGAUGGACGUGUUCGAGUGUCACGGGCCGCGAGCUGUGAGCUGUCUGGCCUCGUCGCAGGAGGGAGCCCGGAGGAUCCUGCUGGUCGGCUCCUACGACAGCACCAUCAGUGUGAGGGACGCCAAGAGCGGCCUGCUGCUGCGCACGCUGGAGGGACACACCAAAACUGUCCUCUGCAUGAAGGUGGUCAAUGACCUGGUGUUCAGUGGCUCCAGUGAUCAGUGUGUCUACGCACACAACAUCCAUACCGGAGAGCUGGUGCGGGUCUAUAAGGGCCACAGUCACGCUGUCACUGUCGUGUCCGUCCUGGGGAAGGUGAUGGUGACGGCUUGUCUGGACAAACUGGUCCGCGUCUACGAUCUACAGUCUCACGACCAGCUGCAGGUUUAUGGGGGACACAAGGACAUGGUGAUGUGUAUGGCUAUCCACAAGAACAUGAUCUACACAGGUUGUUACGACGGCAGCGUGGAGGCCGUCAAGCUGAACCUGAUGCAGAACUAUCGCUGCUGGUGGCACGGCUGUUCGCUGGUGUUCGGGAUGAUGGAGCAUCUGCAGCAGCACCUGAUCAACGACCACACCAGUACCAACUCCCAGACGCUUAAAUGCCGCUGGAAAAACUGUGAAGAGUUUUUCUGUGCACGCAACAGCUCCAAGCAGGGGAUGCUGGUGCACAUGAGGAAACACACUGAGGAGGAGAUUGAACUGGAGCCUUAAGGGCUGGUGGUGGGAACGCCGUUUCUCCCCGAGCCCUCCUCCCUGUCCUGCUUCCUUUAACCCCCCUCCCCACUGUUAACCUCCCAUAUUGGGGGGGAUGUUCUUGGGACCCACUUCUUUCAGCAGCGCUCCUGUCGAGCCUGACGAGUGGCGUCUGAUGACUCCAUCCUUUAUGUUCCGUGUUGGAAUCCAACCAUAAUACAAUCAUUAAUGGAGGGUUGGUUGUGCUGUCAUUUCUUUUUUUACGCUCUACAGAAACACGCCUUCCUCUCUCUCUGUCUGUCCGUCUGACCACUGCAGUUCCUCUUUUCACUGACCAAAGUACGACACACACGUGACUUUUUGUUUAUUGAAGAAGCUUCAGCGUUGCCGGUAUCAGAGGGCUUUGUUCCGCUUUUCUGUCCAAACUGCAACAGAUCCCGAUAAUCGUCUUCCAGACUGGUCGGCGACAGUAUGGCAUGGGCUCAGAGAUGUUUUUAUUGUUGUUGUGCAGUUGUGAUGUGUCAUGCUGAGCAACCUGUUUAUUCAUUAUUCAGUCAAAGUUAACUUUUUGUUUCUGACGGGGACGAGUGAUUUAAAGUCUCCCAGCAGCGUUUUAGUUCGACGGUGUGGUUAUUUGUUUUGAAGACAUUGAAGUGACACAAAUUCAUUUAUUUUCAGUUUGAAUUUUUUUUUCUUUGUUUCAGUAAAAACAAAUUUUAACAUUUUUUUUGUUUUGUUUUGUUUGGAAAUUAGGAUCUUUUUUUUUUUUUUGUCUGUGGUUGUUGCUCAGUGAUAAUAAGGCAUUGAGGGACUUUGGUGCAGUGUGUGUGACUCGGCCUGAAGUUGCCAUUUAAGAAUUUACAUUUGCAGUGAUAACAGAUCCAAGACGUGGUGGUGACGGUGGUGUGUUCGUUCCUACAUGUGUUUAUCUGUGUGGGUUUAUUCUUCCUGACAGUCGAGUGGUUUAACCCUGUUUUCCAUGAGUGACAUAAUGUUUUUAUGACACAGUGAUGUUUUUUUUUUUGGGGAAUAUAAAAAUAUUUGGAGCAUCGAGCAGAAGGCAGAGGUAUUUUCCACAGUGCAGAUCGUUUUCUAAAGAAGUGUGGAGGUGAAGGAUGUUUCGAGGAGGUGUUCGAUGGAGGAGCGUGAAGGGAAGAAUUAGGAUUCAUCUCCCAUGCCAUAACCUCAAGUUUGUAACAUAAUACCACUUUUUUAAAAAGGCAUAUUCAACCCGUUUUAAGCCCACGCUCUCUUCGGCAGACUUUGGUGUGUGGUUACAGCUCUCGUGGUAGCUGAGGGGUUAAUGUGACGUUCUCACAGCCGCCAUCUUCCAAACUCGCCUCAUGCGCUCGUCAUUUAUGUCUGAGAAAAGCGUGCAGCUCACCUCUUACCUGGCAUUCCUGAGUUUCUUCAAGUUUUUCAGUUGUUGUCAAAGUUAUGAAGAGAUAUUUUUUAAGAAAGUGCAAUCUAAAACAUUGUUAUUAAUAAUAAUAAAAAAAUGGUGCAACAUCAUUAAACAGUUGUCUGUG